AUGGCGGCGGGCGGAGCUGCGCGGCGGCCGCGCACCGGCGCCGGGGCGCCGGGCUGGGGCCGCACCGACACCCGCGGCCAGGCCUUCCCGGAGCGGCAGCAGGCUCCCGGGCGCUCCGCGAAGGGACUGCCGGAGGGAGAGCGCCCGCAAACCGCCCCCGCCGAGCCUGCGCGGGCAGAGGCGGCGGCCCGGCGCCAGCGGCGGGGCGGCCCCGGGACGCAGGGAGCGGUAGGAGGGCCGGGCCGGGCGGCGGGGCCGGGCGGGAGCGGCGGUUGUGAGCGGCUGGGAGCUGAGCACCGCGGGCAGGACGUGCGCUGCGGGGCCGGAGCCAGCCGCCAGCGCUGCGCGGCGGAGCCGCUCCCGGGCCGCGGCAUCCCCGCGGGGAGCUGCCCGGGGCCGAGCCGGGCGCCAGGCUGUGCUCCGAGCGCAGCCUUGGGGCUGCUGCUGGGCUGCCGGGGGCUCUCUGCCUCCUCGCUUUCUUGGCCCACCCCCUGGCGCUUGCUGUUCUCAGCCUUUGGCUCCGGCCGCUGCUCGUUUGCUGGAGCCCUGUGGUUCCACUGUUCCUCCCGCAGAGCAGCUGGCAGACGGCCCUCAAAGAGGCUAAAAAGUGAAAAACCUGCUCCAGCUAAUCCAGAGCUCGAAGCAGAAGAGCUGAGAGGUGGAGCCGAAAGCCCUGCUGGGCUGGGGGAAGCUCCUCAACCAUCUGAUGGGGACCAGCGUUCAGAAGACCCAGGAGAGUGCAGCUUACUUCAGCAGGGGGAAGGUGAGGGCACUGCAGAGCGGAGUGAAGACACAGAGCAGGAGGAGGAGGAGGCUGCUCCCCCGGAGCCGCCGGCAGAGCCGGGCAGGGAGGACCCCCUGCAGCUCUGCAGCGAGGAGGAGAGGAGCUGCCAGAGCCUGCUCUCGGAGGAGUCCAGCCUGGGGGACGCAGAUGUGCCCAGGAGCCUGCUGGAGCUGGAGAGCAGUGCCCUGCUGAACGAGGACAGCAACCAGCCCAUGCCUGUGGCUCGCUUCUUCGGGGAUGUGCAGCUCCUGCAGGAUCUGCCAGCAGCUGCUCCCCCAAGCACAAUGAUGAGCAGGAGGGAACUCAGAAAGCUCCAUAUCAUUGCAAAGGAAGAGGAGGAGGAGGAGGAGGAGGAAGAGGAUGUUGUCUAACAACAAACUGUAAACAGACCAAACCUUUUCCCUGUGCAAGCAGAGGGCUGGCUGCCAGAGGCACCAACAGGAGGUGUCUGUGUUUGCCUGCUCUCAGAGGGAGGAGAGCUGCCAGGGUCUGGGUUUUUGCUGGCCUGGAACAGUUCCAGGGAG
This is a messenger RNA of Dryobates pubescens (Downy woodpecker), 1308 nucleotides long. RefSeq names its product chromosome 33 C1orf174 homolog (gene C33H1orf174). The record is from RefSeq and is a predicted model, not a curated record. Bases 1 to 1155 code for a protein of 384 amino acids. Lineage: Eukaryota; Metazoa; Chordata; Aves; Piciformes; Picidae. The transcript is spliced from 3 exons.